This is a messenger RNA of Rhizoctonia solani, 1185 nucleotides long. RefSeq lists its product as uncharacterized. The transcript is spliced from 4 exons. Lineage: Eukaryota; Fungi; Basidiomycota; Agaricomycetes; Cantharellales; Ceratobasidiaceae. Bases 1 to 1185 code for a protein of 394 amino acids. The record is from RefSeq and is a predicted model, not a curated record.
AUGGUCUCAAGGUCGAGCUUCCCCAAGGUCCGUUUACGUUGCAGCAGACACAGACACCGGGAUGGGAGACUCCUGGGCACCCAUCCCCCUGCUGCCUAUCGCGGCACCACCGGAAAGGAAAGGGCUGGCACCAGUGAUAUGGGCUACGUUGGCGGAAAGGAGCUCGGCGCUGCUGCAUCUCGGCGCACAGAGGAUGACGAUGUCCGCAGCCGACGGGGAGGAAAAUAUUCCCGAAUAAAACGCCGACUGCGGACCUAUGUUGCAAGGGAUCUGCGGGAGAGGUCUCUGACGACCAUGCCCAGUCCGAGGCUGGUCCCAGCACCUACGUGCCAAUACCAAUGGUCUCAAGGUCGAACUUCCCCAAGGUCCGUUUACGUUGCAGCAGACACAGACACCGGAUGGGAGACUCCCUGGGCACCCCAUCCCCUGCUGCCUAUCGCGGCACCGGAAAGGAAAGGGCUGGCACAAGAUGAUGAUGUCCGCAGCCGAGAGGAGGAAAUAUUCCCGAAUAAAACGCCGACUGCGGACCUAUGUUCUGCAAACAACUAUGUCCCACUCUUUAUCCGUCUCCUCAACAUUGCAUUCACAACCACUACUCUCGCCGUCGGCAUAUCCACCCGCAACCUCGAACUCAAGAACAAUAUCCUGGCUCCAUCGGGAGCUCACCACCUCGCCGUUUCUUCACCCCAUUUACCCCUGUUUUCUGAUUUGGCUUUAACCAUCCCUGCCCAUGCCUGCAUCCACUUGGCAAUCAUUCUCGCCUUCUCCUCGACCCCCCAUUUGGCUCGACUGCGCUCGGCUCGGCUAUCCAUCCAACCCCAACUCAACGUGGGCACACGUGACGUCACUUGGCUAAACUCGAAUAAUCGAUCGACUGUGGGACUGGCGUGCUCAACACAUGGUCACUCUGGCUCGUGGGACUCGUGCGUGAAUUGGGAUGGAAUCGUUGGAUUUGGAAUGACCGCUUGCACGGAACUUGCCCCGCCGCGCCGCGUUUGUCGAUUCAUUCGCAAUAAACCGUCAACUCCCAUGGUCGGUUAUUCGACAUUGGAUCCGGUCCCACCUUUAUCCGGCGCCUACAAUCCCCACAUUCAUAUCCGACCGUACCGGUACAUUCGACACAAAUCCCGCCAACAUACUCGUCAAUACAACCCGCACCCGAUUAUCAUUUUCGACCCCGGAUGA